This is a messenger RNA of Mixia osmundae IAM 14324, 1541 nucleotides long. RefSeq lists its product as uncharacterized. The record is from RefSeq and is a predicted model, not a curated record. The coding region runs from base 408 to 1445 and encodes 345 amino acids. NCBI's taxonomy places the organism in Eukaryota, Fungi, Basidiomycota, Mixiomycetes, Mixiales, Mixiaceae. The transcript is spliced from 2 exons.
CUCGCGAACGCGCUGAUCCGCCUGCCUCGGUCGAUUACUGCCUCCUCCUCUGCAGCCCAACCCAAUGUCGUCUGUUCGUGCUUCGUGUAAACGUUCUUGCGAGAUAUUACGAUGGGAUCAGAUUCGAUGUUCGGCUGUCGGAAGCGUGGGCGGAUAGCUGAGGAGCGAAUGGCUCGUCAAACUGAUCUAGUUUGAAGUCCUAUAUGGUAAGGUCGCCGUCGGCAGAUAACUUGCUCGUGGCUACGAACAACCCGCCUUCUCCUCUACGAUGCGUAUAAGAGCGCGUACAACUCCUUGCUUGCACUCAACUCUUGUCAAGCAUCUCACCAGCAGAAAGCGAGAGCGAGAGCCAGAGCAAGAGCGUCGAGAUCAUUCUGAUCCCUCAGAAAGUGAACAUUACAAGCACCAUGGCUGACACUCCUGUGUCACUUGCCUGCGCCGACUUUGAUGCCGACGCACUCUUGCAACUCUUGCCUGCCAAUUUGUCGCCUUCGAUGCCACCUCAAGCGAUCCUGCAGAGACGAUCCUCAACGGACAGUGUCAAGGAGAUCAUGACAGACGAGCAGAUCUUCGCUCUGCAGCUGGAAGGAUACUUUGCAGCACUCAGUCCAAGCAAGCAAGGUCGAACGACGGUCACACAGUCUGACCAUGGCGACAUUGUGGCCUUCCUCUCGGGAGAGGAUGAUCAGAUGCGCAACAUCAAGUUCAGAAGCUGGGCGCUCAAGAACUUUAAGCUGUCGGCUAACGGCUCACGUCUCGUUUCGACUUCGAAUGGCCUGCCCAUCGCCUGUGUGGAACAGUAUCACAGCAUCUGCGCGGCAGCUCACGGCAAGUGUAUGCACGGUGGCCGAGACAAGACACACAAGGCUAUUGCUGCCAAGUGGGCCUUUAUCCCGAAGGACAUUGUCGCACGCUUCGUCGCUACAUGCCCGCUCUGCCGAAUCAAGCGCCCGUCGAUGCACGAAAGCUCGCCAGAAGUCUCCAGUGACCGAAUCAGCUCAUCGACGCCGGACCUCGGCUACUUUGGCUCGUCUGAGAGCGACGAUGGCGAGGACAGUGACUGUAUGAUCAUCUCGCCACCUCCCAAUUCGCGCCGUCAGUCGUUUGACGAAUCGAUUCCGGAUGUCUGGACUGCCCCGCACCACCAGGGAUACGAUUUGCCGGCUGAUCUGCUCGAACCUCUCGAGGUCCUUGCUGAAGCAGACGCUGCAUUGGAGGCGCUUGAGCGCGGGCGAUCCGCACUCGAAGACGUACCCUUUGCACUGCGCGUUCAAUUCUUCAGCCCCGACACGUUCGACAAUGCCUUUGACACCGCAUUUGGCAACGCACUCAAUGAAGCCGCCCAGCUCGAUCUUCCGUUCGAUGAGCAGCACUGGCCCGGACUCAAGGCUGAACCCUCUGCGAUGCUCUGCGAACCUUUCGCAAUCGACUGGACGUUCUCAUGAGCUCAGCUCGUUAUACAGCACUGUGUUGUUUGAAAUCGAAACAAUGACAUUAUCCAUAGAUCGCGAGCCAUAGUUGAGAUGGGUUGAUGAGUCAGC